AUGUGCGAGAAACAUUUUAUUGAAAAUGUCUCUCGAAAUAAUCAAGGUCGUAUUAUUGUAAGACUUCCUAUCAAGGAGAAUAAAUUGCGGACUCUCGGUGAGUCGCACGGUAUAGCUCUGCGUCGGUUUCACAGUUUAAAGAGAAGAUUAAGUCGAGAUUCUGCGCUGCGCUGUCAAUAUUCGGAGUUCAUGCGCGAAUAUUUAUCACUCGGGCAUAUGAAGUUGGUAAAUAUUGGGGAUCAAGCCGGAGGCGAUUCGAUCGCGUAUUAUUUGCCGCAUCACAGCGUAUUAAAACCGUCUAGUGAAACAACAAAGUUGCGAGUCGUAUUUGACGGAUCUUGCAAGGGUACAACCGGAGUCUCGUUAAAUGAUGUAUUGAUGAUUGGUCCCACAGUACAACAAGACAUAAUGUCAAUUAUAUUGCGAUUUAGAUUUUUCAAAUUUGCAUUUACUGCAGAUAUAACGAAAAUGUAUCGUCAAAUAUUAAUUGAUCCCGCACAAACAUGUCUUCAACGCAUUCUUUGGCGAGACAAUGAAAAUUCCGAAAUUCAAACAUAUGAGUUAGCAACGAUUACUUAUGGUACGUCGGCGGCCUCUUAUCUGGCCACGAGAUCUCUUAAAUACUUAGCUGAAUUAUAUCACGAGCAGUUUCCCGCAGGCGCGCAGCGCAUAAUUCGCGAUUUCUAUGUUGACGAUAUAUUGACUGGCGCCGAUACUGUCGAGGCAGCGGUAGAGGCUCGCGAUCAAAUAAUUAAAAUAUUAAAUCGUGGAUCAUUGCAACUCAACAAAUGGUCAUCAAAUAAUGCAGAUAUUUUAAACAACGUGCCGGGCGUGAAUGUUGCUAAAAUAAAUGUUAACAAAGAAUCGGUUUCACGUGUUCUCGGUAUUAAUUGGAAUUCGUCCAGUGAUACAUUUCGAUUUUUGAUCGAGCCGCAGUCAUCGCCGGUGCGUCAAAUCACAAAGCGCUCGAUUCUCUCGGAGAUUGCGCAACUGUUUGAUCCGAUUGGAUUUCUCGGACCUGCUAUCGUCAUUCCUAAAUUAUUGAUGCAAGAAAUGUGGCAGCUCGGCAUUCACUGGGAUGAGUCGGUUCCCUUGAGCAUUUAUUCUAAAUGGUCCGUAUUUAGAAGUCAAUUUGUUGAACUGAAUAAUCUCAGCAUUCCUCGAUGCGUCGGUUCCCUUGAUGAUGGCGCCGUGCAGUUGCACGGAUUUUGCGACGCCAGUCAACGGGCCUAUGGCGCAUGUAUUUACAUUCGCAGUCGAGAUUCUCAAUCCGGUUUUUCUGUUAACUUGUUAUGUUCAAGGACUAGAGUCGCUCCGCUCAAAGCGGUGUCUUUGCCGCGCCUGGAAUUGUGCGCCGCGUUAUUAUUGUCGCAAUUAUUAAACAAGGUUAGAGCGUCGGUUGACUUACAAUCGGUUGAGAUAUUCUUGUGGUCAGAUUCCAUGGUAACAUUGCAUUGGAUAUCAUCAAUAUCGCGUAAAUGGGGAGUUUUUGUCGCCAAUCGAAUUGGCGAAAUUCAGGGGUUGACGCAACGUUCAAAUUGGCGCCAUGUUCCCUCAUCGGCGAAUCCUGCGGACUUAUUGUCGCGCGGCGUGCAGCCACGUGAUUUAUUGAAUUCAUCCUUGUGGUGGCGCGGUCCUGAAUUUUUGAUGCUUGAUUCAGAUUCGUGGCCGAGUUGUGAUUUGUCGAUUGAGGAAUGCGAUGUACCUAAGCUAAAACGAUCCGAAUUACAGAAAUUAAUUUCUGCCCCCGUAGUUAUUGAUGGUACAUUGUUGAAUUUAAUUGAUAGAUUUUCAAAUUUAAAUAAAAUAUGCCGAAUAGUUGCUUAUUGUUUGCGCUGUUUCAAGUCGCGUUCACGGGUAUGUGCUGGAGCGGGCCUUGUGGUCUCGCAUCACGAGACAUCAGCUGCAUUGAAUGCACUCUGUAGAAUUGUGCAGGGUUGCGUUUUUUGCAACGAGAUCACCCUUUUAAUUAAGGGCGCGCCACUUGGUUCCUCACCGUUGGUGUCACUGUCACCUUUUUUAGAUGAUCAGGGGUUACUCCGCGUUGGAGGUCGAUUAAAAAAUUCACAAUUAACAUAUGACGCUUGCCAUCAAAUUUUGUUGCCAAAAAAUCAUCGUCUUACGCAACUUAUUAUACAGCAGGAGCACGUUCGUGGUUUGCACGCGGGCUUACAGGGUACUAUCGCCGCCGUGAGGCGGAGAUUUUGGCCUUUGUCAGUACGUUCCAUCACACGAAAGAUUAUACGAAAUUGUAUCACUUGUUUCAAGUGCAAACCAGUUGUCUCAGAAGCUAAAAUGGGAGUAUUACCACCUCCCAGAGUAACGCCAUCGCGAACGUUUUCAAAUAGUGGCGUAGACUAUGCGGGACCGUUCAUUAUACGUGAGGGCAAAAGAAGAAAUGCUCGAAAUAGUAAGGCUUAUGCUUGCUUAUUUGUGUGUCUGGCUACUAAAGCUAUCCACAUUGAGCUGGUCAGUGAUCUUACUUCUGACUCAUUUCUGGCAUCACUGAAACGGUUUAUUUCACGUCGCGGAGCACCAAAUUCUAUUUAUUCGGAUAAUGGUACAACAUUUGUUGGUGCUGCGCGACAAUUAUCGGAACUGCAUAAAUUUUUAAAUUUAGCAGACACGCAGGAGAGGGUAAUUAAGCAUUGUAAUGACUUAGGCAUAACCUGGCAUUUUAUUCCACCUAAUGCUCCACAUUUUGGUGGGCUGUGGGAGUCCGCGGUCAAGUCGACUAAGCAUCACCUACGGAGAAUUGUUGGUGAGGCUCAUCUCACUUUUGAAGAGUUGCAAACGGUGUUGUGUGAAAUAGAGGCAAUAUUAAACUCACGUCCAUUAAUAGCAUUAAGUUCAGAUCCUAACGAUUUGAGUUAUCUUACUCCGGGGCAUUUUUUGGUCGGCGGGGUGCUGGGUGGUUUCCCUUGCCGUGACCUGAGGGACGUCAACGAGAACCGACUCGUUCGCUGGCAAAGAGUGGAGCAACUCCGACAACAUUUUUGGAGCCGCUGGAGCCUCGAAUAUUUAAAUCAACUGCAACAGCGGAACAAAUGGCCAGCGAAUAAGGGCGAGCAGCUGAAAACCGGACAGCUGGUGUUAAUUAAACAGCCUGGUACUACUCCACUCAGCUGGGUGCGCGGCCGCGUCAGGGAGGUUCAUCCAGGACCGGAUGGAGUUGCUCGUUCUGCAACUAUUACUACAACGAAUGGGUCAUUAACUAGACCACUGACAAGAAUUUCCAUUUUACAGAUUGAUAUGAAUUGA
Cyphomyrmex costatus is the source of this 3261-nucleotide messenger RNA. RefSeq lists its product as uncharacterized. The transcript has a single exon. The coding region runs from base 1 to 3261 and encodes 1086 amino acids. NCBI's taxonomy places the organism in Eukaryota, Metazoa, Arthropoda, Insecta, Hymenoptera, Formicidae. The record is from RefSeq and is a predicted model, not a curated record. Gene Ontology annotation, molecular function: nucleic acid binding. Gene Ontology annotation, biological process: DNA integration.